UUUUGAAAACUGAAAACAACGACUUGAGAAGAUAGAAACUUUCUUUCUGCUAGGGAAAACUACUUCAAGAUUCAUUAUUUCUGUCUUAUAAGAUUGCGCCAUGAUGUUGGGAACCGAACUGCAGAACCUGGACGGGAAUCUAAAACAGGUGCAGGAGGCCCUGCUGAACAAGUGGACAGGAGACGGGCUCACCAAGCACCUGGACGAACAGAAGCAGAAACAUGCAGAGUGCAUGGCACAGGCAAAGGCUGACAUCUCCAAGUUGGAGGAUAGUGUGAACUCUUUUAAGAUGCAGGCAGAGACCAACAGACAAGCCUUCCAAGAGAGGAUAGAUUUGAUGCAGACUGCCCGACAGGACAUAGAGAAGGUGAAGAUGCAGACUGAGGAGAUGGGCCAGCAGGAGGCGGAGCUAAGGGGGAUGAUUGGCACAUCAGUCAAGCAGAUUGCAAAGGAAAAGGAGUUGAUACAAGCUCAAGACAAAGUCACCAAGCAGAAAAUGGAAGAACUGCAGAAAGCUGUGGGUUUCUUUAAGGACAGACUGGGACUCAAAUUCAGAAAGUUGGAUGGGGGAAGGCUGCAGUUUGCAUUCACAGUCAUCGAUGUCAAGAACCCAGACAGGGCCUUCGUCUUCACACUGAAGGUCGAUAGCAAGUACGAAGUGGUUGACUGUGACCCCAAGGUCGCUGACCUUGAUGACCUGGUGGCCAAGUUGAACACCACCAACAACUUGUCAGCAUUUGUGCAGACCAUGAGGAAACGGUUCAAACAGCUGGUGUAGCUUUGCUGUUAUCUCUUUUAGCCUGGUAUCCAGCCGUAUUAUAGCUCCCGAGUCUCUUCUGUCCUCUCCACAAAAAGGAGAGGAUAGAAGAGACUCGGGAGCUUUAAUAUGGCUGGAUACCAGGCUGUAUCUCUUCUACUCUGGAGUAUUUCUACAGAUAUUCCUCUGUGGCUGUAAAUAGUGUAGAAUCUAGGACUGAUGUAUGUAACUUUCACAACUUAUUGCCCUUCAAGUUGAUACUAUUACACUUAAUUUUAAUAGAUUUAAAGAUUGUCUGGAAAUGUACAUGUGUAAACCUUCAGGAAUAUUUUUCCUCUAUUUUCACAACCCCAUCCACCAUGCUCUGACACUUAAAGUGAUGUCUUAUUUGAUAAAGUGAUAACUAAUGCCAGACUAAUAAAAUCAAAAUCAACUGUCUCAAAUGAAAAUGAACAAAUGAGUUUUUCUAGCUUUGCUUACUCAUUUCAUGCAUUCACUGAGUUCGAAUCAGUAAAAACUUUUGUUGAUAUUUUAUGUACUGCAAGUUGUAUGAAGUAGACCAUUCAUGUACAAUAAUAUAUCAAUAAAAGACUUGCUGUGAAUAAAUUU
Molecule: messenger RNA, 1366 nt
Organism: Branchiostoma floridae (Florida lancelet)
Lineage: Eukaryota; Metazoa; Chordata; Leptocardii; Amphioxiformes; Branchiostomatidae
Product: kinetochore protein Spc25-like
Exons: 7
Coding region: 101-778 (225 amino acids)
Biological process (GO): chromosome segregation
Cellular component (GO): Ndc80 complex
Source: RefSeq, a predicted model, not a curated record